Vitis vinifera (wine grape) is the source of this 648-nucleotide messenger RNA. RefSeq names its product signal recognition particle 9 kDa protein. The transcript has 4 exons. Lineage: Eukaryota; Viridiplantae; Streptophyta; Magnoliopsida; Vitales; Vitaceae. Gene Ontology annotation, biological process: negative regulation of translational elongation; SRP-dependent cotranslational protein targeting to membrane. The record is from RefSeq and is a predicted model, not a curated record. The coding region runs from base 219 to 530 and encodes 103 amino acids. Gene Ontology annotation, molecular function: 7S RNA binding. Gene Ontology annotation, cellular component: signal recognition particle, endoplasmic reticulum targeting.
GUACGUUUUCUAAUUUUUAUUCUAUUUACCAUUUUUUUUUGGUUUUUUGUCUAUGCUGGUGCCAGACCCGACCCGAAUCAGAACCCACCCGCUGUUAUUGUUCACAUCCAUGCCUGCCACGGAACCGCACUGAUUCAAACCCACAUAAACCCUAGUGAAGAGAAAGACAACGGGAAAAUCUCGACGCCCUGUUGCCAAACUGCUUCUCGCUUCCAACAAUGGUGUACAUAGAAUCUUGGGACGAGUUCGUGGACCGAUCUGUUCAAUUGUUUCGUGCCGAUCCAGACUCUACUCGGUAUGUGAUGAAGUACAGGCACUGUGAUGGUAAAUUAGUGCUGAAAGUCACUGAUAACCGCGAGUGUCUCAAGUUCAAGACAGACCAGGCACAGGAUGCAAAGAAGAUGGAGAAGCUCAAUAACAUAUUCUUUACUCUGAUGGCUAGGGGUCCAGAAGUGGACAUCUCAGAAGUUACAGGAAAAGAAGCGAUGGAAGUACAGCCUGCCAAGAAAGGAAGAGGAAGGAAACAGUAAAUUUAUUGUUAUCACACAGAUUGGCGGCUUUGAUCAAUAAUUCAGGGUUUGUGAAUUAUUUGGGAGAUUUGUAUUUGUCAAACCAUUGGAUUUUAAUAGCAGAUAUUUCUUUUGCCAA